UACAAACACUGAAUCACCCCUGCAGACAUGUGAGCUACAGUAUUGGUAGGGCUCCCUUUCCUUCCUUGCCUCAUCCUCACUGGACCUGCCUGAGACUCUCAGCAGCUCAAUCCACACUGGCACUCAGCAGUGUGCAAGCCCCCAGUUCCGCACUAGCUAGAAGCCUACAUUUCCGAUACUUGGGUGCAUUAGUGUUGCAGUCACACCGUGCAGCAGGGGCUGAGCAAUUUCCAAAUAGCUUAGUCUCAAAAUACUUUUCCUUCCCCCUAAUUACACUACAACCUCAUGGCGGGAUAACCACAUUGCUCAGGGGUGUGGAAAACUCACACCCCUUGGCAACCUAGAUUAUACCAACUUAGCCCCCACCGUAAACAGCACUAUAUCGACAGGAGGAUUUCCCCUGUUAAUAUAGCUACUGCCUCUCAUUGGAGUGGAUUAAUUAAAUCAACAGGAGAGCUCUCCUGUUGGCUUAGUGCAGCUCCACUAGAGAGCAUACAGUGGCGCAGCUGCAUGCACUGUAAGCUCUCUAGUGGAGUCAUCAUCGCCCCAGUCUGCAUGGAGAGUAGGCUGCAGAUUCACAGCCUUGCCAAUGAAAGAGUAAAGAGAACCUCCAGCUAAAUGGAUGAGAAGUGGACAAAGACAGCUUCUGGGAAGCUGGGCAUGAGAAUUUCUAAGCAAACACAUGUUUCCAUCAGUUGGAAGCUACAGAAUCCAGCUCCAUGAACCAACUGGGAUAGGUUAUAUGUAGGGGAAGACAAGUCUGAUCCAGCAGACACUCCUACCCAUCAGUAACAUUAUGCCCGAUCUUCAGGUGGAACUAUACACAUGACUAAAGAUACAUUUGUAUUGGCAGGCUCAAGCCUUAAUGUGCAAGGAAUGAUCUAAUGUAUGAACAAAAGCUGCAUUUCCAAGCGAAGCUUCUGCCAGCGUGCUGUGCCAUCCUGAGUGUUCAAUGCCUCCUCAGCUAAAUGAGACUCUGGCUUGAAUUGUUUUGGGGUUUUUUAUGCAAAGAAUGAAACAAAAGUCAGAGCGGGUGGAUGGACCUUCUCAUGGGCCUUAAUAAGCCCAACAUGAUUUACUAACCAAGUCAUUAUACUUCAUAACAGAAAGGGCCAAGCCUCUGCGGUACUCACAAAUGCAGCAUGAAUGGAGGCCAUCUGGCAGACCUGUACAGAAGCACCUGGCUCAGCUUACAGGUGCAGUGGGAAAUGGCUUGGUUCCCCUCCAACCAAACUACCUCUCCUACGCUCAUGGUUUGUAUGCUGCGUGGGUCCUAGGAUGUCAAGGUGGGUGAGGUAAUAUCUUUCAUUUAGUAGAAGCUGGUCCAAUAAAAACUACUACCUUACCCACCCUGUCUCCUACUCCCCACAGGAAUUGUGUACAAAUGGCCAAAUUCACAGGUGGCUGCCAAGGUACACUGUUCACAUUCUGGUGGGGCAGGGAGAGAUGCCACCUUAGCCUGGUCCCUGUCUCUUUCCUCUGGAGGAAGAGCAGGGGAGGAGCGCUAAUGAUACACGAUAACUAAGAGAUGGAAAGACGUUUCUCUUCAGUCUGCCUUCUCUGCAGCUACAGCCAAGGACAGGUAGUCUCAGCCUUAACACAGCACCUCUCUCCCUGCUGCUCCCUCUGCCCAGCAGGUAGGAUGGGGAUAGAGCUCUACCUGGACUUGCUCUCACCACCCUGCCGAUCCGUCUACAUCUUUGCCAAGAAGAACAACAUCCCCUUCACAUUCAAACAAAUGGAGGUACUCAAAGGGCAACAGCACAGUGUUGGAUUUGGCAAGGUGAACAUCCUAAGGAAAGUGCCAGCACUGAAGGAUGGAGGUUUCACCUUAGCAGAGAGCCCUGCAAUUCUUGCCUACCUGAGUCAGAAGUAUAAAACCCCUGACCACUGGUACCCAUUGGAUAUGAAGAAACGAGCCCGGGUAGAUGAAUACCUGUCCUGGCAACAUUCUGCCAUCCGGCCAAGUGUUUUGAAGAUAUUCUGGCUCAAGGUGGUGUUUCCUUUAUACAUGGACCAGACAGCUCCUGAAGAGAAGCUACAGGAAGCUUUAGAGGACCUGGCCAUUCCCCUGAAGCAGUUAGAGGAGAAGUUCCUGCAAGACAAACCCUUCCUUGUAGGCAACAUGAUUUCUCUGGCAGACCUGGUGGCAGUUACGGAGCUCAUGCAGCUCAUAGCAAUUGGUUAUAACAUCUUUGAGGACAUGCCCAAGCUGGUGGAGUGGCGCAAUCGAGUGGAGAAAGCUGUGGGGAAGGAGCUUUUCCAGGAGGCACAUAAAGUGAUCCUGAAUUUCCAGGAUUUGAACAGCAUGCUGAUUGAGCCACAACUAAAAGAGCAAAUGAAACCUAGGCUGCUGAAGAUGGUGGCCUGAAAUAUUUAUUUUAAAAAAUUGUAACAAUACAUUUAUUUCUUUUGCAUCUUCUGGUCUCCUAGCUCCAUGUGUGGCUGCUCUUAGAUGUGAGGGAAGAACUCCACAUCAUAUGGGAAAAGAAACACUUCCACGGCCCAUCUCUCUCUGCUCAGCUACAGAAACUGAGGAAGAGUCUUAAAAUGUAGCUGUAACUCCAAAAAAUGGUGCUGUAAAAGGGGUAGGUUCGUUGUUUACUGCCUUGAAGUGACUCCAGACCAAAUUGCUCAGAAGACUCUUGCAGAUAAACUAGUUUAACAGCAAUCCCUAUUCCUCCUAGAAAAUGCAGAGCAGGAAUCCUAGCAACCUGUGUGUAUCAAAAUAAACAAAAACUAUGGAGAUUGUUUCCAACUCUAAUUCAACCUUGUGCUCAGAGCCCUAAAGCUUUUCAUAGUGCUAUGUAACAAUCAUAUGUGUGAUAAAUAAAAAGGCAGCAAAUCCUGAGAUUUCCUUUCA
This is a messenger RNA of Mauremys mutica (yellowpond turtle), 2863 nucleotides long. Its product is annotated as glutathione S-transferase theta-1-like. The transcript has 5 exons. The coding region runs from base 1529 to 2371 and encodes 280 amino acids. Gene Ontology annotation, cellular component: cytoplasm. Gene Ontology annotation, biological process: glutathione metabolic process. Gene Ontology annotation, molecular function: glutathione transferase activity. NCBI's taxonomy places the organism in Eukaryota, Metazoa, Chordata, Testudines, Geoemydidae. The record is from RefSeq and is a predicted model, not a curated record.